UCUCUAGAAAGAGUCAGUCCUUCACUGGGCUGCCGGUCCUGCAGGAUCCUGCUGGAGUAUGAGAGCAUCACAACACGAAUGGAUCCUGAGAAGAGAGGCGAGGUGCCUGAAACAGAUCAAGAGCAUGGGGUGAAGAGGACUCUUCUCAGCUGACCUCAAGGCAGAUGACCAGUGAUGGCCACAGCAUCACCUCCACUUUUGAAGGACAGUGUGAUAAAUACAGAUCAUCAACAACAGGAAAAAGAGCAGCAGGAAUUUCUGAGGUCACCCGAGAACAUCCUACUCACCAUUGCACUGUCCAUCAUAAUUAUCAUGACUGUGUUUGGAAACCUGCUGGUCAUGGUAGCACUCUGCAAGGAUCGGCAUCUACGGAAGAAAAAGACCAACUACUUUAUUGUGUCGCUGGCAUUUGCUGACUUGUUGGUGGCGUUGGUGGUGAUGCCCUUUGCCGCCAUCGAGCUGACCACCGGCGUGUGGAAAUAUGGCGAGAUUUUCUGUCUGGUGCGAACAUCGCUGGAUGUCCUUUUGACCACUGCAUCCAUCCUGCAUCUGUGCUGCAUUGCACUAGACAGGUAUUACGCUAUCUGUUGCCAGCCCCUAGUGUACAGACACAAGAUGACCCCUCUCCGAGUGGCGGUUAUGCUCGGCGGGUGCUGGCUCAUCCCCACGUUCAUUUCCUUCCUACCUAUCAUGCAGAGCUGGAACGCCAUUGGCAUCGAGGAUAUAAUACAACAGAGACGGGCCUCGCCAAGUGGCUCCAACGAGACAAGCUGCGUGUUUCUCGUUAAUCGGCCUUACGCGCUCAUCUGCUCCACGGUGGCCUUCUAUGUGCCGCUGGCACUUAUGGCCCUGGCCUACCAACGCAUCUACGUGACCGCCAUGAGCCACGUGCGGCAGAUCGAGACCCUACAUCGUGCCGGCUCCACUCCGGUCACCGGGACGUCGGGCCCUAUCAUUACCGCGCGCUCGUCCACGUGCUCUGACCCAGAGGACCACUAUCACCUUAGGGCGGCCGAGGGAGACUUCUUCCCAGAGCCGGCUCCAGUAGCCAACAGCCGCAUGCGCGUUGAGACAAAGGCGGCAAAGACCCUUGCCGUCAUUAUGGGUUGUUUCUGCUUGUGCUGGGCGCCAUUCUUCAUCACCAAUGUGGUGGACCCUUUCAUCCAUUACUCUGUGCCCUGGCAGCUAUGGACAACAUGGUUGUGGCUCGGCUACAUUAACUCUGGACUUAAUCCAUUCCUAUACGCCUUCCUUAACCGAGCAUUUCGGAGGGCCUUUCUAGUGAUUCUCUGUUGUGGGGAUGAACGCUUUGUACGGCAGGGAAGCUACUCCUAUGGACCUACCCACAGAGUGUGCUCACCAACAUCAGUCAAUGGGACAUCCAUGGCAUUGAGCUCAUGCAGACACUGGAUGGUCAACAGGUCAAUCUCAAGGAAAGCACAUGUGUGCAUGUGUGUCGCUGCUCUAACUGAUGUCUGCUCGGACAAAUGACAUUGUCUUAUAUCACCCAAGACUCUUAUUUGUGAAGCUGACUUUUGUGACAAAAAAUAUAAUGAAACUUGCAACACAUGCAAAUGGCAAUUGGGAAACAUACAAUUUCUUAAGCAAUGCAAACAUAGUGGGACACUAAAAAAGCUAAAACAUGAAUUUACAGCACAUGUAAACACUAAUAAAAUGUCUGUUUAUAACUUAGUGUCUUGAAAUAAACAUUGAUCAUUUUAUUCUGCCACUAUGUACUAACAGUGCACAUAAGUCUGACAAUGACUUUGUUAGUAAUGCCAGCACAUGUACUGUGGCUGGUCCACCUGUGUAAUGGACUGCCAAUGUUGGGUCACCAUAGCAAUGAAAGAGAUGCUACUUUUUUACAAUCCAAUGUAACUUCGCAAAGCCUUUUCUUGUCAGUUAGUAGAUUUAGCGACGUAUUUGAAUAUUUAACCCUGGUUAUCUGAUAUUUUUCAUCGUAAUAAUGAGCCCUAGCUAAACACUGCUCUCUUUCAACUCAGGAUUUUGGUGGUUGUUAGUGGCGAUGACUCAGUUGACAGCUGUGUUUGUGUUGCCUUCUUCAAGUGAAGAGGAUGAUGGAGGACGGGAGUCGCUCGCGUCUGGAUUGUUUAACUUUAACACUAGCACUAAACUGACGCAGAUGAGACAAAAGCAAUUGCAUACACACUUGCACAUUCCUCAAGAAGAAAUACGCUCAUGUGAAAUAUAUAUAAGCGCAAAUAUUUCAAUGAAGGAAUGACUAAGGUUGAAUAGGGAUCCUAUUGUGAUCCCACAAAUCACAACUGAGCCUCAUUUAACGGGAAUAAGGGUGUACGUUAUGUCCUGUAGCUACUGUACUUCCUUUUUAGGUUUCACACAUCAUCACUGUCAUCUCCAACUUACUCACCAAAUGAUCUUUAAUCUAAUAAAAUUCCAAAGCACUGGAAUAGAUUUUUCUGCAUGGAAAAUGACCAGAGCUAGCACUCUCGCUGUGCUAGCUAGCUCACAAUUGGACAGUGUUGUCUACAAGUCCAGGUUCCACUUUGGAUGAAAUAUACCGUAUUUUUCGGACUAUAGACAAGUUUCCUGAGCAAAACAUGGGUGCCAUUUUUGACAAUUUCUACCUCCCGGUUUAGACAGAACAACAUGAAGUGCCGUUAAAGUAAUCAAUGUGGAGACAAAGAGAGAGCGGCAAAAUCAAACCAGAGGAACCCUCUAAAUCUCUAAAAAUGGAUUCAGCACUAUGUAGAUGAGACUCCGAGACUUUCUGUGCUGUGCAUGAACUCCUGUAAGCGCAUUUGUAUAGUUUAUGGUUGGAAGUGGAAUUUUUUCAUCAGCGACCAGCUAGUAGCUACAAUUCGCCAGUGUGGAUCUACCUUGCCAUACGCCUUAAAUCAAAACCGGGAGCAGACAAUAAGUUAAGGAUGUGCUUUAAACCUAAUUAAUGAUCCACCAAACAAUUAUAUGUUUGUUCUUAUCACUUCGUUGAUCAUUUGUGGACAAAAUUAUAACAACCUGUGCAGCCUGUUUUAACGUGAGGAGUAGAUUGAUACGCUGGCCACUUGAGUGACCAAAAUGAGGCGAAAUUACAAUUAAUAUUACAGUUGCCCAAUGCAGAAGGGCUGACACAGAUUUUGUUGUUACAAGGCAAUACUACAAGUUAUGUACAUAAAAACAUAAAUUGUAUGUCAUUCUUUUUUAUUGCAGAUAUUGAUCGCAAUAAAACAUUUGGACAACAUGAUUCCAUUUCUUGUUUUAUUUAAAACAAUUGGUGCAUGUGCAAAGCAGGUCAAUAUAUAACAAUUUCUAAAGUUAUUAGAAAAAUAUUAACGAAGGUGGAGCCUUCCAUCAUCAAGGUAGAACGCACGUAGUCUCGAUAUAUACAGUGCCUUGCAAAAGUAUUCGGCCCCCUUGAAUCUUGCAACCUUUCGCCACA
Molecule: messenger RNA, 3418 nt
Organism: Corythoichthys intestinalis (scribbled pipefish)
Lineage: Eukaryota; Metazoa; Chordata; Actinopteri; Syngnathiformes; Syngnathidae
Product: 5-hydroxytryptamine receptor 4
Exons: 7
Coding region: 175-1491 (438 amino acids)
Biological process (GO): regulation of appetite; adenylate cyclase-activating adrenergic receptor signaling pathway; chemical synaptic transmission
Cellular component (GO): plasma membrane
Molecular function (GO): G protein-coupled serotonin receptor activity
Source: RefSeq, a predicted model, not a curated record